Molecule: messenger RNA, 964 nt
Organism: Cynara cardunculus var. scolymus (artichoke)
Lineage: Eukaryota; Viridiplantae; Streptophyta; Magnoliopsida; Asterales; Asteraceae
Product: cytochrome b6-f complex iron-sulfur subunit-like
Exons: 5
Coding region: 26-715 (229 amino acids)
Cellular component (GO): plasma membrane
Molecular function (GO): 2 iron, 2 sulfur cluster binding
Source: RefSeq, a predicted model, not a curated record
UCUGCAUAGAGCUCCAACUCCUCUCAUGGCUGCCAUUGUUACUGUUUCUCCGGCGACUUCUCUUCAAUGUUGUUCUAGGAAGAAUGGAGUUUUGUCAGCUACCAAAGCGCUAAUGCCUAAAUCGGCCAGAUCUCAAUCGGAGGGAAGGAAAAAGGAGAUGAAGGUCAUGUGCCAGGCAUCAAGCAUCUCCGCCGACGGUUGUCCAGAAAUGGAGAGGAGGAAGCUCAUGAACUUGUUGAUAUUCGGCGCCAUUGGUCUUCCCGCUGCCGGCAUGUUGGUCCCUUACACAGCUUUCUUCGCCUCACCUGGAUCAGGUGGCUCUGGAGGCGGUAUCGUUGCCAAGGAUGAGCAUGGAAACGAUAUCAUCACAUCACAAUGGCUAAAGACCCAUGGGCCUGGCGAUAGAACCCUUACUCAAGGCUUAAAGGGAGACCCCACGUAUCUAAUGGUUGAGAACGACAAAACUCUCGCAACUUAUGGAAUCAAUGCGGUCUGCACCCAUUUGGGUUGUAUCGUGCCAUGGAACACAGUAGAGAAGAAGUUUGUAUGCCCCUGCCACGGCUCUCAGUACAAUAACGAUGGCAAAGUCCUUAAGGGUCCUGCUCAUCUGUCUUUGGCUCUGGUUCAUACAGAUGUAGACGACGAUGAAAAAGUGGUGUUUGUUCCUUGGACGGAAACCGAUUUUAGAACAGGCGAUGCUCCAUGGUGGUCGUAAAACCCGCCCUCCGGCUCCUCUAACACGGGUUUUGUUUCUUAUGAUUCGUUUUCGCUUGCAUUUUAUUAGAUUUAAGCAAGUUUUGACGAUUUGGAGAUGUAGAACUAGGUAACCUAGUUUAGUAGGGACUAGAAGCUUGAGUUAAUGUGGAGAACAGAGAGGGUUAGAGAGCCGACAGAUACGGCAACAAUAUCCGAAGAUUGUUAGGAUGGGAUCUUGUCGUAGUUUUUUUUUUUCCAAUAACGUGCU